Cajanus cajan (pigeon pea) is the source of this 2530-nucleotide messenger RNA. RefSeq names its product ABC-2 type transporter family protein (gene ABCG9). Gene Ontology annotation, molecular function: ATP hydrolysis activity; ATP binding; ABC-type transporter activity. Gene Ontology annotation, biological process: transmembrane transport. The record is from RefSeq and is a predicted model, not a curated record. NCBI's taxonomy places the organism in Eukaryota, Viridiplantae, Streptophyta, Magnoliopsida, Fabales, Fabaceae. Gene Ontology annotation, cellular component: plasma membrane.
GAACUUAAGUCAUUCUAGAAAAAGAGACAAAUAUAAAGUGUGUUUAAUUCAUUUUUUCUUCAAAUCAAACCGAAACGUCUAUUCCUCUUGACGCUUCUUCUUAUCCCUAGUACAAUACAUAAGAACAUGACGCUUCAUCGUUCUUUUUUUUUGUCUGCAUUAGCAAACGUUUAGUGUAAGACAUACACGUUAAUUUACCAAUAUACGUUAUAAAUGGAUACAACGUACAGUGAUGCACCGCUUCACGGUUUUAUGAUUUAUAGAAAAGAAUAGUGUCAGGGGUUCUACAGUUGUUAUCACAUAAUAUAUUGCGCAUUUAUGAGAUCAUUAGCUCAUUGGUGUCUCCUGAGAUUAAUAGGGACACAGAGGAAUCAUAGAUCAAUAGGGUUUUAAAGCUGUGUCUCUAAAAUUUGCAGGUAGAUAUGGAUCAGGAGAUGGCACCCAUAGACAUAGAAUCUCAAACUCAGGAAACCCCUGACAUAUUUCACAAAGGAAAACGUCCUGUGGUUCUUAAGUUUGAUGAUGUUGUCUUUAAAAUCAAGCCCAAGAAAGGUGGACCAUUUGUGAAGAACGGAGUGGCAGAAGAAAAAGAGAUUCUGAAGGGAGUGACUGGUGUUGUUGAGCCUGGUGAGAUGCUAGCCAUGCUGGGUCCAUCUGGGAGUGGCAAAACAACUCUGCUCACAGCAUUGGGAGGAAGGCUUGGAGGGAAGCUUGAUGGAAACAUAACAUACAAUGGCCAAGCCUUCUCAAAUGUAAUAAAGAGGAACACUGGCUUUGUUACUCAAGAUGAUGUUCUCUACCCGCAUUUGACUGUGAUUGAGACCCUAGUCUUCACUGCGCUUCUCAGAUUGCCCAACAGUGUCACCAAAGAAGAGAAAGUUGAGCAUGCAAGAGCAGUGAUAAAUCAACUUGGUUUAAGCAAGUGCAAGGAUAGCAUUGUUGGCAGUGCUUACUUGAGGGGGGUUUCUGGGGGAGAGAGGAAGAGGGUUAGCAUUGGACAAGAACUACUCAUAAACCCAAGUUUGUUGUUUCUUGACGAACCUACCUCUGGGCUAGACUCAACCACAGCACAGAGAAUUGUCUCAACCUUGUGGGAGCUAGCAAGAGGGGGUAGAACUGUUGUGAUGACAAUACACCAACCUUCAAGUAGACUAUACUACAUGUUUCAUAAGGUGUUGUUGCUAUCAGAAGGAAACACGUUGUAUUUUGGAAAGGGAUCUGAGGCCAUUGAAUAUUUUUCUAAUAUUGGAUAUGCCCCAACAUUGGCCAUGAACCCCGCAGACUUCCUUUUGGAUCUUGCAAACGGUAUAUACACUGAUGAAUUGAAUGAGGAUCAUGCCAUAGAUAAACAUAAAUUGAUUUCGGCAUGCAAGAAAAACUUGGCUGCACAAUUGAAGCCAGCACUUCAAGGAAUCAGUGACUCUGGUAAAAACCAGAAAAGAUUUCUGGAAAGAGGCUCUGGAAAAUGGCCAACCAGCUGGUGUCAGCAAUUCUCAGUGCUGCUAAGAAGGGACAUCAAAGAGAGAAGGCAUGAAUCAUUAUCUGUUUUGCGGAUUGGUCAGGUCCUUGUGGUUUCACUUAUUUCAGGACUACUGUGGUAUAAGUCUGAUAUUUCACACUUGCAAGAUCAGAUUGGGCUUCUAUUCUUCAUGUCUGGCUUCUGGGGUUUCUUCCCUCUCUUCCAAGCAAUUUUCACAUUUCCCCAAGAGCUACUGAUGCUAGAGAAAGAAAGAUCUUCUGGAACGUACAGGCUUUCCUCAUACUUCAUGUCAAGGAUGGUAGCUGACCUUCCCAUGGAACUUGUUCUUCCCACCAUAUUUCUUUUCAUAUGCUAUUGGAUGGCAGGGUUGAGAGCUAAUGCACUCAGCUUCUUGUACACAUUGCUCACCCUCUUGUUCAAUGUGUUGGUCUCACAAGGCCUAGGCCUUGCCCUUGGUGCUUCUGUCAUGGAUCAAAAAGCUGCAACCACACUUGCCUCAGUCAUCAUGCUAUGCUUCUUGCUGGCUGGGGGAUUCUAUGUUCAGCAUGUUCCAAAAUUUAUUGCAUGGGUCAAGUACAUUUCCAUCAGCUUCUACACCUACCAGCUCUUUAUUGGCUCGCAGUAUCACCACGGUGAGACAUACCCUUGUUCUGUGGGUCAGUGCCAAAUUGCAGAUUUUCCUUCUAUAAAGGGAAUGGGAAUUCAUUUUAGUUUGCAUGAGCAAAUCAUGGCUGCAUCAGCUUUAAUGAUAAUGCUAAUAGGUUAUAGACUUAUAGCUUAUCUUGCUCUCAUGAGGAUUGGGGUGAUAAAGAACUAGACUAGUGUCGUUCUCUGAUCAGGUUUAGUACUUGAAUUAGAUUUUGAUUUUCUUCGGUUCAAACUCUUAUUCUAGUCCUGUAGUGUCCCAAAGUAACUAGAUAGUUCUUGUGAAACAUCUGGUGGCCAGAGUGACAUAUGUAUUUGAUAUAGACAAAGUCCAUAUAGAACAUCAUGUUGAUCGAGAUAUUUUCUGUUAGACUAUUAUCCUCUAUGAGAAGCAAAUUUCUUCGA